Molecule: messenger RNA, 3568 nt
Organism: Siniperca chuatsi (mandarin fish)
Lineage: Eukaryota; Metazoa; Chordata; Actinopteri; Centrarchiformes; Sinipercidae
Product: vertebrate ancient opsin-like
Exons: 4
Coding region: 720-1934 (404 amino acids)
Biological process (GO): G protein-coupled receptor signaling pathway; visual perception
Cellular component (GO): membrane; photoreceptor outer segment
Molecular function (GO): G protein-coupled receptor activity
Source: RefSeq, a predicted model, not a curated record
UGAUGUUCAGCACCACGGACAGCGUCGCGCAUCAAUACGUGCUCAGCGGACGCUGGAGCAGCACCGGGAGAGAGAGAGAACAGCCCAUGGAACUUUAAGGUGGACUUUUUUCUUUCUUUUUUUUUUCUUUUCCCCCAAUCGAGCUCUGAGCACGGGUUGACUUCAGCGCAGUACUGUCUUUGAGCCACAUGAUGAUCGUCUGAUUGGUCUGCAGCUGGAUUUCCAUGCUGCUCUCUUCACCACCGAACCACCGGUGUGCUCCGCCCCGUCCUCCCUCCGCCGAGACGUCAGCUGCUGGAGAGCGGGCAGCAGUGAUUAAAUGCAGACAGAGAGGGAAGUUGUCUGUGUGAGAGACAGGAGCGUCUCUGGAAACAGUGAGAGUGUGCAUUAUAGACCGCCACACGGCAAAGACUAACCAAACUUUUUUUUAUUUUUUUAACAUUUUCGAACACCCCUCUCCCCCCUCUCCCCAGAACUGAGACACACAGUUUUGACAUCCCCAACAAACAAACUUUUUAUUAUCCCACGUUUCUGUUUGGCUCUACUUUUUCCACUUGACAUUUAUUUUACAGCAACAAGUGUUGCUGGCUACGAGCGAUAGCUCGUCUAUAUGUUAUUUCUCCACACACACAAAACAUAAAUAAAUGCCAAAGACACAUUAGCUGCCGCGCAGUGCGCCGGGGCCGCCCUGUGUGCCACCGCCGUGACACCGGACUGCGAUGAUCGUGUCCAACGUGAGCCUGAGCGUCUGCGCAGGGGUCAACAGUGCUCUGUGUGCCGGAGCCGGGGAAGGGCACCUGGGGGGAGGCUCAUACCGGACCACCCUCACCCCGACAGGGAACCUGAUCGUGGCCGUGUGCCUGGGCUUCAUCGGCACUUUAGGACUUCUAAACAACCUGCUGGUGCUCGUGCUCUUCUGCCGCUACAAGAUGCUGCGUUCGCCCAUCAACCUGCUCCUGAUGAACAUUUCCAUCAGCGACCUGCUGGUGUGCGUACUGGGGACUCCGUUCAGCUUCGCGGCCAGCACGCAGGGAAGGUGGCUCAUAGGAGAAGGAGGAUGCGUGUGGUACGGCUUCGCGAACUCCCUCUUUGGCAUUGUGUCCCUGAUCUCCCUGGCUGUCCUCUCCUAUGAGCGCUACAGCACCAUGAUGACCCCCACUAAGGCGGACUCUUCCAACUACCAUAAGACCUCCCUGGGCAUCGCCCUGUCCUGGGUCUACUCCCUCAUCUGGACCCUGCCGCCACUCUUAGGCUGGAGCCGCUAUGGUCCUGAGGGUCCCGGGACCACCUGCUCUGUCGACUGGAAGACCAAGACGGCGAAUAACAUAUCUUACAUCAUCUGCCUGUUUGUCUUUUGCCUCAUCGUGCCAUUCCUGGUGAUCGUGUUCUGCUAUGGGAAGCUGCUGUGCGCCAUCAGGCAGGUCAGCGGGAUCAAUGCAUCAAUGAGCAGGAAACGUGAGCAGCGCGUGUUAUUCAUGGUGGUGAUUAUGGUGGUCUGCUACCUAUUGUGCUGGCUGCCGUACGGCAUUAUGGCCCUGCUGGCCACCUUCGGGCCGCCGGGCCUGGUCACACCCGAGGCGAGCAUCAUUCCCUCGCUCCUGGCCAAGACGAGCACGGUCAUCAACCCAGUCAUCUAUGUCUUCAUGAAUAAACAGUUUUACAGAUGUUUCCAAGCCGUGCUGCGUUGUGAGGCUCCUCGACGAGGCUCAAGCUUAAAGAGCUCCUCCAAGGUCGCCACCAAGGCCAUGAGAGCUGUCACUGGUCCCCGCCGUACCAACGACUUACUAUUUAUGGUAGCCUUCCUGUGUCAACCGGCCACCACCAUGCCCCAACUGGGUCCCUCCUUUGAACCCACCAAUGAUGUCACUAAAGCCCCCUCUUCAGACACCAACAAACCUGUCGUAGUAUCACUAGUGGCCCACUUUGAUGGCUAAUGAUUGGCUAUAACCAUGAAAAGUCCCAAAGUCCCCAGCCAGGAAGUCAUUAAUAAUGAGAGAGGUGGUGUUACUGAGGCUUGGAGAGCAGCAGCCUGCCGGUCCAGAUGGAUUUAACGCAGCUGUUGCAUCAGCUCUGCCCUGGCUAGUAAAGAUGAUGGACCAGUAACAAAGGCAAAUCUUGAACUGCUUCUGGACAAUAUCAGCAGAAAUCAGAGUAAACCUGCAUAAACUGGGAGUCUGUGUUUCUCCACAGAGAAAAGGUAUAUAUCUGUCUUGCUAGGAAUAUGAGCAUUUGAAGGAUGUUCUUAUCACGAUUUUUGGUCAGACUGCUAUGGUAACAGAAUUGUGGGGAUUUUAGUAUUAGUAUUCACUCAUAAAAUGUCAUAACAGAAAUGUGUUCAGAGUGGGAGAGGGAGAAGAUGUGUUUUUGUAUUGAUUGUGGUUACUAAGUGAGGUUGAAGAACACAAGUUGUUUAUUACCCCAAGCAUUUUGAAGUCUUUCCUAGAGUAGACAAGAUUAAAAAGACAAAAGAGAUUAAGAAGAGUAAUGAGAAUGUACUGGUAAUUGUCUUUUAUUCCCUGCCAGUAAUUUUCAUUUAAUUCAUCACUCUUCACUUAAAAAUGCACAAGUGGUUGGUUUAAUAAGUGGUUUGUUGGACAUGUAGCAUUGCUAGCAUGCUAGCAACAUUCCCAAGUUUUUUUCAGGAAUAGUGACUUUAAGGUUAAAGAAAUAGCACGUUGGAGAGUUACUGUAUAGUUCCUUCAAUAACGACUGUGCAUGUGCACUGUUACAAAAUAAUUAGAAAAAUUCAGUAUCUAGUAAUGUUCAGUGGAUAGCACUGAUAUAGAUACAUGGUAUCAGCAAAAAUCCUGAAAAUGUAUGCCUCUCUGGACUGAUUUUUUCAUGGUUUUUAUUAGACAUUUCUACAUGUACUUACAGCUGUGAAAUCUGCUUUUUUAGCUGUGCUGGAUUUGAUCAAACCCAAAGUCCAGGAUGUCCUAUGUAUUCAAAAAGGACUGAGAGGGCCUUCAAUGUGAGUGACCUUAAAAAUUAUUAGCAGUUCAGUGCCUUGCUCAUCGGCACGUAGUCAGCAGUGCAUGUGGACAGGCAUCAGCCUCUACUCAUAAUUUCUACGAUAUUCAAUCUAUAUGCCUCCACAAAAGUCAGUCUACUGUGUUUAAUAGUCUUAACAAGAAACAGAAACUAUUUUGCAGUGUUUCUCAGAACACAACAAAGGACUUUACCUGAGGCAACAAAUAACUUUUAGAUGGAAUACGUUUGUUCUGUAUAUAUUGUUUGCCAUGUACUUGUCUGCAUCUUGUUCAAUUUUUUGAUAGCUGAUUUGACACUUUUUCCUUCUUGCAAUACAAAGAUAACUGUGGAGUUUCUGAAAGCAGUGCAUCGAUGCUGUGUUGUCAGUGAAUGUCUGAGCUAUGGUGUGGUGCUUUUCACUACUGCAUACGGUUACAGUGUGUGCAGUUUUUUUGGAAUUCACUUUUAGCACACUAACUGUUUUCUAUGUGCUGUCAAGAUAUUGUAUACAUUAAUGUACAUGAGUUGAUACCAAAGCUAAAGACACUUUAAUAUUUUUUGAGGGGUGCUGUUCACUAAAGGUUUGUUUUUAUCUAAA